UAAAUUUGCAUUGUGUCCUACCCUGCCCUGACGCUAGUUGAGAAAAUAAACCUGCCCUUUCUCCCCCAGCUUCCCAGUUUCCCUGAGGUGCCAGGUGAUGAUCUGCAAAAGCAUUGUCUGGCCCUAAGGGCCUGACAGUUAAUGAUUUGUCGCACGAGCCAGGCGGAGGAGCGCGGGGACGCGAGCGAGCAGGCGAGCGAGCGCAGCAGGAGAGCUAGGCAGGGCGCGGGCCGAGUCCGCGCUGUCCUCACAGGCGCCGCCUCCUGUCUUCCGGGCCGGGGCACUUCGCGGGGUUCCGGGCACGCGAGUCUCGUAGGGACCCCAUGGAGGCCGAGUCGCCGGCGAGUGAGGGGGUCACGGAGCCCCAGGCGCUGGGCGCUAUGGGCACGAUCGGCAGUCUACUGAGCAGGAUCCGAGGCAAACUCUUCACCUGUGUGGAUUUUCAACUGUGUACCACAAUGGGAAAUUGUUCUGUAGACCAAGCUGGCCUCGAAUUCACAGAUCUUCCUAUCUGCCUCCUGAAUGCUGGAAUUAGAGGUGAGCACCACUGCACCCAGCCUAAAAGGGAUAUUUUGAAAACCAUAGCUCUAGGCCAGAUGCUGUCCUUGUGUAUAUGUGGCACAGCCAUCACCAGCCAGUAUUUGGCGGAAAAGUACAAAGUGAACACUCCCAUGCUUCAGAGCUUCAUCAACUACUGCCUGCUGUUCCUGAUUUACACAGUGAUGCUAGCAUUUCAGUCAGGCAGUGAUAACCUUCUAGAGAUAUUGAGAAGAAAAUGGUGGAAAUACACUCUCCUGGGGCUUGCCGACGUGGAAGCCAAUUAUCUGAUUGUCAGAGCAUACCAGUACACGACUCUGACCAGUGUCCAGCUCCUGGAUUGCUUUGGGAUUCCCGUGUUGAUGGCUCUCUCCUGGUUUAUUCUCCGUGCAAGAUACAAAGUGAUCCACUUCAUUGCCGUGUUUGUCUGCCUGCUGGGUGUAGGGACGAUGGUUGGUGCAGAUAUAUUAGCAGGGAGAGAAGACAAUUCAGGGAGUGAUGUUCUGAUCGGUGACAUCUUGGUCCUGCUUGGGGCAUCCCUGUAUGCUGUGUCUAAUGUGUGUGAAGAAUACAUCGUGAAGAAGCUGAGCAGACAGGAGUUUUUAGGAAUGGUGGGCCUAUUUGGAACAAUUAUCAGUGGCAUUCAGCUAUUGAUUGUGGAAUAUAAGGACAUUGCCAGGAUUCACUGGGACUGGAGAAUUGCGCUGCUGUUUGUGGCGUUUGCCCUCUGCAUGUUUUGCCUGUACAGCUUCAUGCCGCUGGUGAUUAAGGUCACCAGUGCCACUUCUGUCAACCUGGGCAUCCUGACAGCUGACCUCUACAGCCUUUUCUUUGGCCUUUUUCUGUUCGAGUAUAAGUUUUCAGGGCUCUACAUCCUGUCAUUCACAGUCAUCAUGGUAGGCUUCAUCUUGUACUGUUCCACCCCAACACGCACAGCAGAGCCGUCAGAAAGCAGUGUGCCCCCUGUCACCAACAUCGGGAUCGACAACUUGGGACUGAAGCUUGAGGAGAGCGGUGUCUCAGAGACCCACUCUGCAGUCUUGUAGUUGGACAAGCCACAGAUUCCCAUGUGUCACCAGAGGAGAGCAGAGCCUGACACUGCCAAGGACGUAUCUGAGGAGACAUCAGCCCCAGAGUGAAUACCCUCUGAGUCGGAUUGCAUCUGUGGUUAGAUUUUAGAAAGGGCCACUGAACAAUGGUUCCAAACUAGAAAUACCAAAGUAGAGCAGACCCAAGGGUAGUGUUUCUGUGUGUUGAGUACCAGUACCUGUCAGUGUCAGAAAGACAUGUGCAGGCCCCUCGCUGGGGUCUCAGGAACACAUGUAGGAAGGGAAGGAAGGAUGGGGGACCUAGCCUCAGGGCUGUUCAGGCAGUUAGAGUUGAGACAAUCUGGGAUGGUUGUGUAGGCAGAUUCCUCUGUUGGAAGCUUCAGGAUUUUGUUCUUCGGGAGCAGUCACUACCCAUGGGCCUUACGGAAUGUAGAGACCCAUGAUGCCUGGUCCCUGAUGGCAUGUGGUAGGGAAGGUGGGUGGGGCAGCAUUUGAGAACUCCCAGGAUAAAAUGGGACUACAUUGAAAGCAGCUAACAAGUGCAAGAGUCCAGGAAUCCUCUCCUGAUUGUGUUCUUUUAUCUUUUAUAACGAAUCUCUCUCCUCCAUAUCAUCUCUUACUCCUCGACAGGCCUGUUUGCUCCUGUGUUCCGAGUUCCAGAGCAAACCGCUCCCAGAGCCUGUUACUCUGCUCAUCCCUCACCUUCAGCCCCACACCAUAGUCCGAGUUCUCCAAGUAAAUCCACUCCUGUCACAUCCCAGAUGCCCAGGAAGAUUCCCGUUGACCUCAUCUCACUAAGCCACAGACAGUUUAGAAAGUUAACCCGAGUUGCAAGUUCUCACAGCAAGAUAUCCCUGGCUGAAAAAUGUAGGAUCAUUAAAACAAAAAUACCAUGUUCAUCAUUUUCCAGGAUGAAUGUGUGCUGGAGUCCUGGAAUCUAGACUGUAAGAGGACAGUGUCUUCCUUCUUCCCACAGGUUUACAUUGCUCCAAGGUUUCUGACAGCUCCUCAGUACAGUGUCAACAUGUAGCCUCAGCGUAAUGUCAGCCACCAGAAUGCCAUCUUCAGAAAACCAUGUAAAUUUUUUUGUAUAAUUAUAAUAAAGGAACUUGGGGUAAGUGUUCAUAUUAUUAAAAGACUUUGAACUCAUGGAAA
This is a messenger RNA of Cricetulus griseus (Chinese hamster), 2741 nucleotides long. NCBI's taxonomy places the organism in Eukaryota, Metazoa, Chordata, Mammalia, Rodentia, Cricetidae. The record is from RefSeq and is a predicted model, not a curated record.